Drosophila takahashii is the source of this 5479-nucleotide messenger RNA. RefSeq names its product fab1 kinase (gene fab1). Gene Ontology annotation, molecular function: metal ion binding; 1-phosphatidylinositol-3-phosphate 5-kinase activity; ATP binding. Gene Ontology annotation, cellular component: endosome membrane. Gene Ontology annotation, biological process: intracellular signal transduction; phosphatidylinositol phosphate biosynthetic process. The record is from RefSeq and is a predicted model, not a curated record. Lineage: Eukaryota; Metazoa; Arthropoda; Insecta; Diptera; Drosophilidae.
GGCCACCCAACUUCUAACACCUAGGCAACAUGAGUAGCAACAACCAGGGGAACAGCCAGAACCACCAGCACCUGCACUCCCCAUCCAAACUAACCGAAUUCGCCCGCAACUUCGAGGACAAGCCGGAGUCGCUCUUCGGCCGGGUGGUGAACAAGAUCCAGAAUGUGUACAACCAGAGCUACAAUACAGUGAAUGAUAUAUCCAGCGGGAGCAGCAGUAGCAACGCUCCAACGCAACCCGUUCAAGUGGGCAAAUCCCAGUUCUUUAGUGAUUCCCAGACGUCCAUCGCUGAGGUCGCCGAUGCAGAGACAUCCAGCUUGAGUUCGGGCCGCCCGCAGCCACCCACAACGCUCAGCUUGAGAACGCACAGCACCUCCAGCACAACAGCCGCCGAGGAUUCCGAGGCCAGCGAGCGCAUCGAGGCGCUGCCCCUGCCAACCAGCGAAGCGAAUCAGGGCCGCACUGUUUCCAACGUGCUCAAGCACAUCAGCAAUAUUGUGGCUACGAAAAACAACAAUGACCUGCGCAACUACAAGGACACGGAGCUGCAGCGCUUCUGGAUGCCCGAUUCGAAGGCCAAGGAGUGCUACGACUGCUCCCAGAAGUUCUCCACCUUCCGGCGAAAGCACCACUGCCGUUUGUGCGGCCAGAUCUUCUGCUCCAAGUGCUGCAAUCAGGUGGUGCCCGGCAUGAUAAUCCGCUGCGAUGGCGACCUCAAGGUGUGCAACUACUGCUCCAAGAUUGUCCUGACUUUCCUAAAGUCCUCUAGCUCUGAGAUGGGUCAGGAUCUGCAGGCGCUGCAGCAGCACUUGAGUAACAAGCUAGAGGUUCAAGACAGUGGCACACCGCAUGCAAAGCAUCCGCAGCAGCAGCGGGCACCACUGUCGCGGAAGAUGUCCGUGGGCUACCAGGAGGAGCGGUUCAGUUCGCAUCCAACUUACACCACGCUCUCCAUUGACGAUCGCAAGAACAUCCUGCAGCAGUCGAACUCAUUAAUAACCCUCCAUGAGGAAAUGCAGCGCGACCUGCCUGCCCAGAAUUGUGGCCAGCGUCUGAUUGAGUUUCUCAACAGCAAUAAUAAGUCGGCCAAUGAGGUGCAGGCGGUGGCUAUUUUGAAUGCCAUGCUGGCCGCUGGUUUCCUCGAGCCCAUCGUUCCAGAUCCCGAGCAGAUGGAGUUUGAUCCCACGCUGCACUACAAGUUCUCCAAGAGCAGCAGUGCGGAUACAUCGCGUACGAUGAGUCCGCAGUUUGAGGCAGCUCCGCAUGCGGAACCACAACCGCCCAAAUCAAUGGAUCAGUCAGCCGAGGAAAAGGAGAAGGAGCUGGAAAACGAACUGGAGAACGAUCGCUGCUUCACCACGGCCACUUCGAAGCUGCUCGCCUCCUACUGUGAGCACGAGGAGCAGCUGCUGGCGCAGAUGUUGCGUGCCCAUGGCUUGGACCAGGAAUGGGACAAGGUGCUUCAGAUGCUCUGCUCCACGGCAGCCAAUCACUUCAAGCCGGAGCACUGUUGCAACGAUUUGAUGGACAUUCGCAACUAUGUGAACUUUAAGAAGGUCCCAGGUGGCAGACGCAAGGACUCAAAGAUUGUUCACGGUGUGGCUUUCUCCAAGAACGUGGCUCACAAGGAUAUGGCCACGCAUGUGCCUUUUCCACGCAUCCUGCUGCUGCAGUGCCCAAUUGUUUACGAGCGAAUCGAGGGCAAGUUUGUCACGAUUGAGACAGUUCUUCUCCAGGAGAAGGAGUACUUGCGCAAUGUCUGUGCCCGCAUCAUGAGCUUCACACCCAAUGUAGUUCUCGUUCACAAGAAUGUGGCGGGCAUUGCCCAGGAUCUUCUGAGAUCCUAUGGAGUUACACUCGUCUUGGAUGUAAAACUUUCGGUGAUGGAGCGUCUGUCGCGCACCCUGCAGUGCGACAUUGUCAGUUCCAUAGAGUCGAAUAUAACCAUGCCCAAGCUGGGCGACUGCAAUGAUUUCUACAUACGCAACUACAAUGGCAAGACGCUGAUGUUCUUCGAGAAGCUGACCAAUCCGCGGGGAUACACGUGUCUCUUGAGAGGAGGAAGCAAUGCGGAACUCACGAGGGUCAAGCGAGUGGCAUCGGCACUGCUUUUUGCACGCUACAAUUGGCGCUUGGAGAUGUCGUUCUUGUUGAACGAAUUCGCCCAGCCGCUGAGUCCAAAACCCUCGAUUUUCGACUCCAAGGAAACGAGUCCAAAAACCGAAACGGAGGCGGAACUUCGAGCCAAGCGACCUGUUAUUGUGGAACGCAAAUCGGAGGAUAAGAUUACCACCAUUGUCAGCGAGAAUGUGUCGGAUUUCACGGAUCCCCUGCGUUCGUCUCAAGCCGAAGCGCUGUCCACAUCGCCUUGUGCUCCUCCAGUAGUAGAAGCCUUGGCUGUGGAACCGCGAUAUGAUAACAGAUUCCGCACAGCACUUAGUUCGACUCUGCUCUCUGUCAGUCCCUUUCUCACCUUUCCUCUGCCUUACUUAGAAACGGAGCAGGGCAGGAAGUGCAAGCUGCGCAAGCUCUUUCCCGCCGAGCUGUACUUUUCCAAGCAGUGGUCGCGCACGGGAUUGGAGCGGCCAGAUAGCUUGGGCGAUGGCGAGGCGAGAUCGGAGCCAGGAAACAAGGAAAACCAGCAGAUGCAACUGCUGCCGGCUCAUGACUUUGUGCAGAUGAAGAUCACGGCGCCGGCGAGCAGUCGCGACAUUCAGUCCAAGCUGGCCGAGUUCCGAUCCUUUGGCGGUCGCUUACCCAAGGGCAAGGCUCCCAUGCUGCGGCCGAAGAAAAAGAACGCAGAGGUUAUACAGCGGCCGCAAAAGGUGAGCGAGGAGCAGCUGUACAAGGACGCACUGGAUCCGCAGAACCACCAGCGACUCCCAGUGCUCUUCUGCAGCUUCCACUACAAUCCCAAGGGCGUGUCCUCCUUCUGCAAGAUGCCCAUGCUGCUGGACAUGAAGUUUUACGGGCAAUAUGACAUCAUGCUGGAGCAGUUCCUUCAGCGAUACUGCUGUCUCUUCAACUCGAUGUGCCCGUCGUGCAAUUUGCCCAUGCUGGGUCAUGUGCGUCGCUACGUUCACUCGCUGGGAUGCGUCCAUGUUUACCUGACCGAGGAUUUAACCCGUUCCGAUCCGAAGCGCAUAUACUUUACUUCUUGGUGCAGCAUUUGCAAUGCCACCACUCCUACAAUUCCGCUGGCCGAUUCCGCCAAGUGCCUUUCGCUGGCCAAAUACCUGGAGAUGCGUUUCCAUGGCCACGCCUACAGGCGACGCACUCCUCCCGCCGACGCCGAGCAGAGUGGCUCUCCUUGCGAGCACUCUUUGCAUCGCGAUUAUGUACACCACUUCAGUUUCCGCGGAGUGGGCGCCAAGUUCCAAUAUACACCCGUUGAGGUUUGGGAAACGGAUCUGCCUUCGCUGACUUUGCAACUGGAUCUGCCGCCACCGUUUCCCAGCUCCCAAGCGCAGGAGGAGAUCAAGAACUUCUCGGUGCGCGGGCAUGAGGUGUACAACAGGAUUCACGAGCGCAUCGCUGACCUCGCCACCGAGGAGGAGAACUCGCCGCUGGUGCAGCAACUGAAGACAAUGCUCACCCACGACCAGUUUAUCUUCAAGCAGAAGAUCGAGAUCGUACACACGCUGCUCACGGAUGACAGGGCCACUGCCUACGACACCAGUGAUGCCAUGGCCAUGGCAAGGAGAGCUCUGGCCGAGAGCAUCGAGCUGUGGGGCCCGCGGCUGCAGGAGAUCGAGAAGCUGACCGCCAAGCAGGCACAUCACAUCGACUCGGGAACCAUCUGCACGGAGGAACUGUCUGCGGAUUCCUCGAAAGACAGUGAAUCGCUGGAGUGUCCCAGCGAGGAUACGGAAGUUAAUGCCUCCAACAGCCAGUCAGUUGUGGAUAAGAAGUUCUCCAUUGACCAGCUGCUGGCCUCCACCGUGAAUGUCUACUCGGAUAAGAAGUCCAUCAGGCAGAUUCUCACCCAGCUGCUGCCGUCGGCGAAUCAGACGAAUCCCCUGCAGUCACCUUUUCCCGCACAGGAUCAUCUGACGCUUCCCAUGGGCUGCAUUCCCAUUCACGUUCGAGAAACCGAUCUGAGUUCGGUAAUUGCCUACAGUUUGACCUCGACGGAAUAUCAGAAGGCAGUGGACGAGGCGAAGGUGAAUUCCUCAACUUCUGCUGCCCAUUCAAGUCCGCAGUUGAAGCGAAAGAUUCCACUGGCCGAGAGCAUAAGCGAUGCCGAGGACAGUCCCAGUCUUUCGCGCACUUCAAGCAACACGAGUGCCGCUCCGAAUGCCUCAGUUCCUCCUCCAGCAGCCGCGGCUUCUGAUACCGAGGAGAAGAGCAAGGAGCGCCAAAGCACAAAGCAGACACCGAGUCCACAUAUCACCCUGGCAUUCCAGGACCAGAGCUGCCACUUUCAGUGCAAGAUCUACUUUGCCCGCGAGUUUGAUGCAAUGCGAUCUAAGAGCUUGAAGCCACCGAAGCUGGACAAAUCGCUUUAUCGCCGGCUGGAGAAGAGCAAGAUGCGCGAGGAGCUGAGAAUCUCACAGAGUCGCACCGGUUCCGAAAUGGAGUUGGUGCGCAAGCCCAGCGACGUUGGAGGGCCUCGGAAUACCGAGGAGGAAUCGAAUCUGGAAGAGGACGCCAGGAUCGCUUUGGCGCGAAGCCUUUGCAAAAGUGUCCAAUGGGAGGCGAGGGGCGGUAAAUCGGGUUCCCGCUUCUGCAAGACGCUUGAUGAUCGUUUUGUGCUUAAGGAAAUGAACUCAAAAGACAUGACCAUCUUUGAACCAUUUGCUCCCAAGUAUUUCGAGUACAUCGACAGGUGCCAGCAGCAGCAACUGCCCACAUUGCUGGCCAAGAUAUUUGGCGUUUUCAAAGUCAGCGUUAAGAAAAAGGAUUCCUUCGUGGAGCGUUCGGUGAUGGUCAUGGAGAAUCUGUUCUACGGCUGCGAAAUUGAAAACAAAUUCGAUCUUAAGGGCUCAGAGAGAAACCGUUUGGUGGAUCCCAGCAACCAGCAAGGCGAAAUUGUCCUACUGGAUGAGAAUCUGGUGCAGAUGUCCUGGUCAAAGCCUUUGUAUGUACUGUCGCAUAGUAAAACAGUCUUAAGGGAUGCCAUCCAGCGGGAUUCCUCCUUUCUGGAGAGAAACCUCGUCAUGGACUACUCACUGCUGGUGGGUUUGGACAAGAAAAACAGCGUUCUUGUUCUGGGUAUUAUAGAUUACAUUCGCACCUUCACGCUGGACAAGAAAGUGGAAUCCAUUAUCAAGGGAUCGGGCAUCCUGGGCGGCAAGGGCAAGGAUCCUACGGUGGUCAAUCCAGAGCGCUACAAGCAGCGCUUCAUCGACGCCAUGGAUCGCUAUUUCCUCACAGUUCCGGAUCGCUGGGAGGGCCUCUCUAAGGUCUGAUCACACACACACAUUAGUUAACACAACUUAGCAAUAGACGCAAUAAAGUAGACGCCAAUCCCACUCAA